Trypanosoma cruzi is the source of this 612-nucleotide messenger RNA. RefSeq lists its product as uncharacterized. The coding region runs from base 1 to 612 and encodes 203 amino acids. The transcript has a single exon. The record is from RefSeq and is a predicted model, not a curated record. Lineage: Eukaryota; Euglenozoa; Kinetoplastea; Trypanosomatida; Trypanosomatidae.
AUGGAUGCCGAUAAAAAUGGGCGCACGUAUGGACGGCACGGGCCCGUUCUUGUUCACAAGCGACCUAUUCUUGCGGCGGCGGUGAAGAUCCGGCGUCCUGAUGUUUUCAUGGCUGGCUGCCCCACCGUGGCGCCACGGUCGUGCACCAAAGGACGCGGGCACGAUUCUUUGGAAAGCCAAAAGCCAACCAUCCUGCAGUGCAGUGCUUCUGAUCUCAGCCCGCACUGCGCCGCUAUGUGUUGGCUGCCGUGCUGCCAACGCAUAUUUCCGUGCCUCACAAUCCCGGCGGCAUUAUUGCGGGCAAAGCGCCUGUCUCGGAGGAUGCGGCGAAAAAAAAUGCGGAAGUUGGCAUCGCGCGUAUCACGGGCGAUUGGCCAGCCUUUCGGAGCGAGGAACCACAGCCAGUCAUCUCCACAAAACCGGGCUGCGGAUCGACAGGGCAGCACGCGACCCGGGUCGCCCAGGACACAGCAAAGAGCCCAACCGGAGCGCGCCCCCUGGCGGUGCCGGCCAACCCAUCGCGUUGCCAGGGCCAAUUGCCCGUAUUGUCGGGAGAAGACGACACCCAGCCAUGUUUCCCUCACGGGGUCGUGGUUGUUGGCGCGGGGCUGA